AUGGACCGCAUCAACCGUAUGCUACAGGCCGCUCAAGGCAUUGGAAUGGGAGGUGGUGCUCCUGGUGGGGAUACCCCGAACUUGAUCGACAAUUCCGAAACCGUUCACAUUUCCUCCCUAGCACUACUGAAGAUGUUGCGACACGGUCGUGCGGGUGUGCCAAUGGAGGUCAUGGGGCUCAUGCUUGGCGAAUUUGUGGAUGAGUACACUGUACGGGUGGUAGAUGUGUUCGCCAUGCCACAAAGUGGUACCGGUGUCAGUGUCGAGGCUGUGGAUCCUGUGUUUCAGACUAAGAUGAUGGAAAUGCUCCGGCAAACUGGACGACCAGAGACUGUCGUUGGCUGGUACCAUUCGCAUCCUGGCUUUGGAUGCUGGCUUUCGUCGGUCGAUAUCAACACGCAGCAGUCUUUUGAACAGCUUACUCCCCGCGCCGUCGCCGUCGUCGUUGACCCUAUUCAAUCCGUGAAGGGAAAGGUGGUCAUUGAUGCAUUCCGUCUCAUUCAACCGCAGACCGUUGUGAUGGGCCAAGAGCCCCGCCAAACGACGUCAAACUUGGGCCACUUGAACAAGCCCUCCAUUCAGGCUCUCAUCCACGGACUGAACCGCCACUACUACAGCAUUGCUAUCGAUUAUCGAAAGACAGGUCUGGAGGAGAACAUGCUUAUGAACCUCCACAAGCAUGUAUGGACCGAGGCUUUGCAGAUGAAUGACUUCCAUGAGGAGGGCAAACACAAUGUGGAGCAGAUGAAACAGCUCGUCAGCCUUGCCGAGGGCUACGAGAAGCGAGUGAAGGAAGAGACCGAGCUUACAAAGGAGCAAUUGAAGACGAGAUAUGUCGGAAAGGUCGACCCUAAGAAGCAUAUCGAGGACGUCAGUCAAAAAUUGAUCGAAGACAAUAUUGUGGCGGUGUCGAGGCAAAUGAUCGAUAAGGAAGCCUCAGUCGCUCAGCAGUCAGCGAGCAAGGACGCCGGAAACGGUACUUCCAUGGAGGUUGAUGAGGAUCUCUAG
Molecule: messenger RNA, 1008 nt
Organism: Penicillium oxalicum
Lineage: Eukaryota; Fungi; Ascomycota; Eurotiomycetes; Eurotiales; Aspergillaceae
Product: proteasome regulatory particle lid subunit RPN11
Exons: 4
Coding region: 1-1008 (335 amino acids)
Biological process (GO): proteasome-mediated ubiquitin-dependent protein catabolic process; protein deubiquitination
Cellular component (GO): proteasome regulatory particle, lid subcomplex
Molecular function (GO): protein binding; metallopeptidase activity; proteasome binding
Source: RefSeq, a predicted model, not a curated record